Molecule: messenger RNA, 3400 nt
Organism: Diachasmimorpha longicaudata
Lineage: Eukaryota; Metazoa; Arthropoda; Insecta; Hymenoptera; Braconidae
Exons: 2
Coding region: 1-702 (233 amino acids)
Source: RefSeq, a predicted model, not a curated record
AUGUCGGGAUGUAAAAUGCGAAGUGCAUACAGGCCAGGGACAUGGAAAAUGGAGCAGGAACGACGCCGGGAACACGAAAAACGUAAAACGAAAAUGAUCCAAGAGUGGGAAGCAAGACGAGCUCGGGAAUUAAAAGUGAAGAAACAACGGAGACGAUCCAAAUCACGAUCAAGAUCAGCGUCACCCGGAGGCAGCGGACGACGUGGUAGAAGGAAAUCUGCAGAAAAACGAAGAACUCAUUCCAGCAGCAGCAUUCCUGUUAUGUUUGAGAAGUGCGAUACCUCGUCGAAUAAUACUCCACUGUUUAAGGGCAGUGAGGGUAAUAAAAUUGCUGUUAGUGAAUUAAAAAAAAUUACAGUUAAUGUUCACCGAAACCUGCCAAACGCUGAAGGGUCGUCUGGAUUGUUGAGGAAUAUUACCAAUCCUGAUGAAAUCAUCAUCAAACGAAGAGCAGGAGAGGGAUCCAAACCAAUUUUUGAUCGUGAGGAACUGACAAUAAGAGAAUGCAGUACACACGACGCUCCGGAACGUCGAACAGUUGUGCUUCACGAACAUGAAACAGAGAGACCGAGGCGUCAGAGCUCGCCGAGAUCGUCAAGGCAUGAUUCCAACAAAGCGCUAAAUUCACUCACUGAUAGUUGUGGAAUGGAAGACCCUAAAUUUAUUACAAAUGGCGCCCAACGUGGGGCACAAUACUCUUGACCUUGCUAGAGAAUUGUGAAUAAUUAGAAGUCGUUCAUGUCAACAACGCUGACAUCAAGUCGAGUUACUCGGUCAAAUAAAGAAACGGUUCUAAAUCCCGGGUUGGUAACUGAUAGAAAAAUAAGAAAGGGAGCAAAUUCACUGCUGCUAAAGAAAUCAUUAUUGUCAUAUAUUAAUAGUAAUUCUGCACGGUGUCACAAGGAAAUAAAAAUGGAACCAACAAUGGAGGAGUUGAAAAAAAUGCUAGCCGAGGAGCAAGCCAAAGUAAAGAGAGCUGUCGGGGAAAUGGAUAAACGAAAAAAGCAGAUCGAGGACAUGGCUAAAGAAAAUCAAACAUUACAAGCUCAGAAGGCGUACGCUGAGGAAUUGUUGCAGGGGGCUCAGAGGACGGCACAGCAGGCUAUACAAAAUUCUCCCGCUCCACAGCAGAUAGAACAACAACGGCCAUCAGGUUCCCUUAAUGAUGACAUUGUUAGAGGGUCCUGAGUGGAUACCACAAGGCCGAGUUCAGGCACAAAAUCAACCAGGUUUUAGAAAUAGCAAUACCCCACGAAAUGAGUGGAAUAAUUCUCGAGGAAACUCUAGACCAAAACAACCGUAUCAAGGGCAUGGGGGAUACAAGCAAAAUCGUUGGAAUAACAAUCCCGAAGCGGGUGCCUCAGCGAUGAUCCUCCCGGACACGCGCUUUCCCCCACCAAAUCUACCACCGGUAAAUCGCGCACAAAGUGAGGGUUAUGUGAGGAGACAGUCCACGGGAUUCUUACAAAAUAUUAAUUACGUUAAUGAACCGGGAUUAUUCACAUCCAAUUGUGACCCUAAUGAGAGUUCAGUUAAUAUUAAUAAUACCGAAAAAACGAAGCCUUCACCUUCUGGUAAUUUUGUGGAUUUUGUAGAUGAGAUUAGGGAAGAAUUUGAGGGAGCGAGAGGUCCACUCAAACAAAAAUUUAAAUUUGAAGCGUGUCCACAUGUAUAUGUCGAUAUCAUGGGAGAUAAAGGGGGAUCAUGUAAUGAUUUUAAAUUAUUACGAGAAUGCCGCCUCCUAAGGGAGGAGAUUCAUCAUCAUUUCCAGACAUCACCGAUAACGGCGCUGGAUACCUGAUGGGUUGGUGACAAUCGGACGUAGGAAGAUCGCUCUCUCGCCGCUCGACUACCGACCAGUCUGGUCAUUCUCCCAAAUCCGCUCACCAUUAUAUUCGAAUAUUGGUAGGGUUGGGAAAGCGAGAGCCUUCUGCGUUAUUUUAUAUAUUUAGGCGACGCCCUAGUUGCGAGCACUGAUCAGUGACUAUAUUUUUGUAUACGCGGAGCUAUUGAUUUGUGUGUUUAAUUUUUAUUGACGAAGUUUCCCUUCCACGGAAAAAUAUUUUGACGUAUGGAGAUAGGUAUGAUUGUCAUAUAUUAAUAGAUGUGUAUGUGAGUAUGAGAGAAAAAACUAUGUGCUCUAUGAGCUAUAUUCAAGUGAGUAACCAUUAUUUUUAAUUAAAAGGAAUAAGAGAUUAAAUAAAUCUGAAGCCAGUGGGCUAAUAUUUAACUUGAAUGGAUGAGUUGUUAUUUUUGUACUGACCGUUAAUAUUUUUCUAAAUUAUUCGUUAAAUCGCAUAAACUAAAUAAAUUUAUUACACCUCACCGGUGGAAAUACGGUUCCCUUUUUCGGCCGCCAUGUGUCGAGAAUUUAAUCACCCCACUCCACAGAGUAAUCUUUCUCCUUUGCAAUAAUACGCGCCCUCGCCCCGUGACUUGACCGCAACAGCAAUUGAACUAUGGCUUUUUAUUGACCCUAACGACCCCUUAACUAAUGCUUAUAAAUAUCGCGGGACGCCACUAGGACAGAAGUAAAUUGUCGCUCACAAUGGUCCGAGAAUUCGAAAGCAGCCGAAGCCAACUGUUGUAUACCUAUGAAUCUACAUAUUAAGAAUUAAUAGCGGAGCUCGAAUAAACUCCGAUGAACCUUUGAAUCCUUCCCCAAUAAAACUCCUGGUCCUUUCCAAGAUAAUCUUCCAGACUCUUUCCAAAUUAUCGAUAUACUCCCUUUUGUCAUGCAUCCCUCCAAAGACAGAGUUCCUAUUGCUUCAACAGAAAAUAUCCCGUCACAACGAACCAACAAGACAAACUCGUAAAUAGAGGACCGCCGCAUUUUUCCUCAGUAGUAGACUUCCAUUCGGCAUGGACUAAGUAACUAUCUGUCAGAAAGAUAUCCAUAGAACUUGUAUUUGAGUCCGAAAAUGAAGAUUCCAUAGAAGAAGUUACUUCUUUUGUAUUGGAAUCCAACACAACAAACAUUAACUAUUUUAUUAUUUCUUGGUUCCAUCCCCGCUGGCCUCUCGUUUUCAAUGGAUUAUUUCCCUUGUUGGUCCGUUCACCAAUCUGCAUAAUUCCCCAGCCCCACUUCUCUUGGAAAACUCGAAAUCUUUUCCGGAAGUGUGCACGCGCGGUUACCCAUCCUUCUAGUGAUUACGGACAGCGCUACACAGUUAUCCAUAGUUGUAUGAGCCCAUCAUUGCCGUGCGCGGGCCGCUGAGAGCACGGCAGAUUAAUUAACUAACUAAUGAGUUAGGUAUAAUCAUUCAUGUGUUACUAAAAUUUGCCUUGAGGCCGGAGCGAUCGCGGAAGAAGGGAUGAACGACUGCAAGUGCACCCGAGUCAGGAAUAUAAUACCCUUGUGCGAGCUUUCUGCUAGGGGGGGGGGCUCCGUUUGUACUUU